This is a messenger RNA of Capsicum annuum, 1743 nucleotides long. RefSeq names its product delta(12)-acyl-lipid-desaturase. The transcript is spliced from 2 exons. Gene Ontology annotation, molecular function: oxidoreductase activity, acting on paired donors, with oxidation of a pair of donors resulting in the reduction of molecular oxygen to two molecules of water. Bases 353 to 1507 code for a protein of 384 amino acids. The record is from RefSeq and is a predicted model, not a curated record. Gene Ontology annotation, biological process: lipid metabolic process. NCBI's taxonomy places the organism in Eukaryota, Viridiplantae, Streptophyta, Magnoliopsida, Solanales, Solanaceae.
AAAAUGAAACUACUUGAGAAAAGGCCAAGAUAUUUUUGAGAAAAACGAAGAUCUAAAAUGACGUGUUGAAUAACCAAUAAUUUUCUAACACGUGAACGAGUUGAGAACUCAUUACGUUUAAAGCAUGCAGGUGUGUGUAUGUGCGUGUGUGAUAUGUAAACAAGUACCUUUGCCUAUAUAUAUUUACACCCACUCCUUUUCUAGGAUUCCUCAUUAAAAUAUUCUCUCUUUCUUUCACUUAAACAGAAGAGAGGGAGAGGGGGGAGAGAGAGAGGGAGUGUCUGGGGAAGAGGGUGUUUUUGCUCUUCUUUAGAAUCUCGAGGUUUGGGAUUGAAGCGGCAGCGUAGCGAAAAUGGGGGCCGGUGGUCGUAUGUCUGCUCCAAACGGCAAGACUGAAGAAAAGACAAACCCUCUUCAAAAGGUGCCAACCUCAAAGCCUCCUUUCUCCGUUGGUGAUGUCAAGAAAGCCAUUCCACCUCACUGCUUUCAGAGGUCUCUUGUUCGCUCGUUCUCCUAUGUUGUGUAUGACCUCAUUCUCGUCGCCAUCAUGUACUACGUCGCCACCACUUACAUCAACCUCCUUCCAUCCCCGUAUAGCUACAUUGCAUGGCCUAUUUACUGGAUCUGCCAGGGUUGUGUUUGCACUGGUAUUUGGGUUAUCGCCCAUGAAUGUGGCCACCAUGCCUUCAGUGAUUACCAAUUGGUUGAUGACACCGUUGGGCUUAUCCUUCACUCUGCUCUGAUGGUGCCGUACUUCUCUUGGAAAUAUAGUCAUCGGCGCCAUCACUCCAACACUGGCUCCCUCGAGCGUGAUGAGGUCUUUGUGCCUAAGCCUAAAUCCCAGCUCGGAUGGUAUUCCAAGUACUUGAACAAUCCUCCUGGCAGGGUUAUCACACUCACCAUCACCCUCACUCUUGGUUGGCCGUUGUACUUGGCCUUCAAUGUAUCCGGCAGACAUUAUGACCGAUUUGCUUGUCACUAUGACCCUUAUGGCCCAAUCUACAACAACCGCGAGAGGCUACAAAUCUUCCUGUCCGAUGCCGGAGUUCUUGGAGCUAGUUAUCUUCUAUAUCGUAUUGCCUUAGUGAAAGGGCUAGCUUGGCUAGUGUGCAUCUACGGCGUUCCCCUCCUCAUCGUGAACGGUUUCCUUGUCCUGAUCACCUAUUUGCAGCACACUCACCCAUCAUUGCCUCACUAUGACUCAACCGAGUGGGACUGGCUAAGGGGAGCACUGGCAACCUGCGACAGAGACUACGGCGUUCUAAACAAAGUCUUCCACAACAUCACCGACACUCACGUGGUGCACCAUCUGUUCUCAAACAUGCCACACUACCACGCGAUGGAAGCAACCAAAGCAGUCAAGCCAUUACUCGGAGACUACUACCAAUUCGAUGGAACCCCGGUUGUCAAAGCAAUGUGGAGGGAGGCAAAGGAGUGCAUCUACGUUGAGAAAGACGAAGCAGCAGCUCAAGGCAAAGGCAUUUUCUGGUACAAAAACCAGCUCUGAACUCUCUGUGGUAUUAAGGUGCUGUUUGGUCUUGAAUUUAAAUUUAAGGUUUAUUUAGCUAGUGUUUUGUGCUUUUAGGAUGGGGGGGUCUAUGUUUGAUGAAACUGAGUAUAAUAAAAGGAAAUCAAAACUAGAAAUAUAUCAGAGGAACAAAGUGCAUCCUCUACCUCCUUUUAGUAUGUAACUUUUGUGUAAUGAACUACCAGUUUCUAAUUAAGUGGUUGUUUUUGUGUCUA